Messenger RNA from Malurus melanocephalus (red-backed fairy wren), 1205 nucleotides. RefSeq names its product eukaryotic translation initiation factor 4E family member 2 (gene EIF4E2). Lineage: Eukaryota; Metazoa; Chordata; Aves; Passeriformes; Maluridae. Gene Ontology annotation, cellular component: eukaryotic translation initiation factor 4F complex; cytoplasm. Gene Ontology annotation, molecular function: RNA 7-methylguanosine cap binding; translation initiation factor activity. Bases 65 to 769 code for a protein of 234 amino acids. The transcript has 7 exons. Gene Ontology annotation, biological process: translational initiation. The record is from RefSeq and is a predicted model, not a curated record.
CGGGCGGACUCAGUAGGGCGGAAGUCGCUGAGGCGGACGGGGGUGGCGGCGGCAGCGAGCGACGAUGAACAACAAAUUCGACGCAUUGAAAGAUGAUGACAGUGGAGACCAUGACCAGAAUGAGGAAAAUAACACACAGAAAGACAGUGAGAAGGAAAAGAAUGAUCGUGAGAAACCACAGAGYACUACCAAGAGGAAGGCUGUGGUUCCGGGGCCAGCUGAGCACCCCUUGCAGUAUAAUUACACCUUCUGGUACUCCCGACGGACCCCCGGGCGGCCCACCAGCUCCCAGAGUUAUGAACAGAACAUCAAACAGAUUGGCACCUUUGCCUCCGUGGAACAGUUCUGGCGGUUUUACAGUCACAUGGUACGUCCUGGGGACCUGACAGGCCACAGUGACUUCCAUCUUUUCAAAGAGGGCAUCAAACCCAUGUGGGAGGAUGAUGCCAACAAAAAUGGUGGUAAAUGGAUUAUCCGUCUGCGGAAGGGCUUAGCGUCACGGUGCUGGGAGAAUCUUAUUCUGGCCAUGUUGGGAGAGCAGUUCAUGGUGGGGGAAGAAAUCUGUGGGGCCGUCGUCUCUGUCCGAUUCCAGGAGGACAUCAUCUCCAUAUGGAACAAGACAGCCAGCGACCAGGCCACGACAGCCCGGAUACGCGACACGUUACGAAGAGUGCUCAACCUACCUCCCAACACCAUCAUGGAAUACAAAACCCACACCGAUAGCAUCAAGGAUAAUUCAAGCUUUCGAAACACAAAAAUCACAUUGUGAGAACAAGAGUUGGCACUAAGCUCCUCUCUCCGUGUUGAAAGCACUGGGAGUGCCCUCCGACCUCUGAAGGGACUCAUGGGCCACUCUCGCACUCCUCCCUGGGGGAAGGAUCCAUCUGAAGCCCUCCAGCAGCGGUGACAAUAGAGGCCGAUUUUGUCUUACACAAACUUUUUUUUAGCAGUGGGGCGGGAGGCAGCCUUUCAAUUAGCGGCGGGCCCUUGGGGCCACAUCUUGCAGCACUUUCCUCUCUUUCUCUACAUGGCAUGCAGGAUCUCUGGGAUUCUGCCUCAACAUCAGAGCCUUUUGCUGAGGGAUACCAGUAUUAUAAAUCUCUCUGCAGCUGGGAGGAGCAUCCCAGUUGAGAGUCAGCCCUGUGGUUUUCAAAUGCCCCCUUUCAGUUCUGCCAAUAAAUUAUUGGGUCUCUUUGUUUCUUUCA